Molecule: messenger RNA, 1117 nt
Organism: Lingula anatina
Lineage: Eukaryota; Metazoa; Brachiopoda; Lingulata; Lingulida; Lingulidae
Product: sarcoplasmic calcium-binding protein-like
Molecular function (GO): calcium ion binding
Source: RefSeq, a predicted model, not a curated record
UUUCGACCUCAGCAAGUUACACAGCAGAUUUGAACCUAGGAGGGAGAAGAGAUCAGCAUGGAGCAGACAGAUCUUCUGAAGGUUGACGUGAGUCCCGAUCCCCGGUGUUAAGUACACCUAGUCCAAACGCAGCUUCAGUCACGUGGUAAGCCUAAAUUCUUACGAUGACGUCCCGUCCCUGGUUCUUAUAAAACCCCGCUUUUGAGCUCAGCGGUCACUGACACCGGAGAAGGGAACAGCACGUUUGAACCCAGAGGAAGGAAAAAAGAUCAGUAUGGAGCAGACAGAUCUUCUAAAGCUUGUUCGAUCCUAUCCCGAAGUGAAGGGAUCUGAGAUAUGGCGGAAAAAAAUGAAGACAUUAUUUGACAGAUGCGACGCAGAUGGCAAUAAAUAUCUGUCGAAGGAGGACUUCAUUCAAAUGGCGAAGCGAGACGUAGAAUUCAACAGUCUAAAUGAGGGUGAUCCAAAAGCGAAGGAAGUACUUGAGGCUCGACUGAGUGCCUGGAGAAACGCCGUGUUACGCGGACAGGGUAACCCAGACACCGACCGCGUGACUAAGGAAGAUUUCGUUCAAAAUAUUCUGUGCGCUGUGAACACACCGUGGAGGGAGCAAUACCCAGUCCUAGCCAGAGCUUUAUUCAAUGCCGUCGACAUGAACAGCGACGGGAUUAUAUCUCAGAGAGAGCACGCCGGAUUCUUUUUUGCAUACCGGAUCCCAGUAGAGCUGUCUCCAGCCGCUUUCGACGCAUUGGACACCAACAAGGACGGAAAGAUAAGUUUGGAGGAGUUCAGUCGCGCCUUUAUAGAUUUCUUCCUUGGGGAGGAUCCCAGCAGCCCCCAUAACACAUUCUAUGGUCCUCUAGUGGACUAGGCUAAGCAUUUUACUUUACAAGGGAGUGGAUAUGAUCACAGAUAUCUAUCUUGGACUUGAAAGCAGUGUGUUUCAUUUUGUUGAACGUGGUAUAUAUAAUGGGAACCAUCCGAGACAGCCCAUAAUCUCGUAACUUGGUGAAAAAUCAAGCGAUAUUUGGCAUGAUAGAAGGGGCGUGGGGAUUAGAAAUAAUGACAUAUUCAUUAGCGAAUGUGACAUGACAACGAAUAAAACCUCACAUUUAUU